Kickxella alabastrina is the source of this 836-nucleotide messenger RNA. RefSeq lists its product as uncharacterized. The record is from RefSeq and is a predicted model, not a curated record. NCBI's taxonomy places the organism in Eukaryota, Fungi, Kickxellomycota, Kickxellomycetes, Kickxellales, Kickxellaceae. The transcript has a single exon. The coding region runs from base 427 to 744 and encodes 105 amino acids.
AGAAGUGGCGAGCUAGCGUCGGGCUCUGGCAUUGUAUUGCUAUCAAAACGAUCAAAUGAGGCGAAUUAACUUGGUGGACAGCAAAAGUUAACAAAACAAUUAAAUACUAAAUGCAGAAAGAAAGAAGUGCGAGGGAUGAUGUGCGCUUCUCUUCACAAAAAACAAUGCUUUCAACCCAGGAUGAGGGGGUGGAAGCGAGCCAAUCAUUUUCAACUUUUUUAAACAUUUAGCAGUCUCGUGACAGCGGCGCUACCCUGUCCCAUCAUUAUGUUUGCGCACAGCCGGCGCAGAUUCCAGCGAGACCCUGGCGCACCCAGCGUAAGGCUUCAAAAAAUUAGCCCGGGACACACAGCGUCAUCUCUUCCUUUCAAUUUUUUUGUCCGCACAACAGCCGUACUUUUAUUAUCUUAAUUUUUCGGCAGCAUAAUGGACCAGCUCCAGCCAAGCGACUUUACUCUGCUGCAGCAGAGUGCCGAGCUGAUUGAUCUGUGUGUCGACAGCGCCGAACAACGGGCCGAGCUGGCGCGCAAGAUGGAUGCCAUUACACAACACAUGGACCGACUGCGGGCAACCGUGGCGUCGCUUCCCGGAAUCAGCAUAUCGCAGUUUGACCAGGCGAAAGUGCUGGCGGAGUGCCAAAGCGAUUUGCGUGAAAAGUUAGCAGAGCUCGGUGACUACUCCAAAGGCGCAGACGUACGCGAUGAAAAUGCGGUUGAAUCCACUGUUGUCACAAAGGCACAAUAAAAUGAUGAUGACGUGAGGAGUGUGUGAUUUGAUGAUGAUAUUUACAAAUUGAUUUUUAACUUUUUAAGGCCGCUUCUCCUUUUCCGUUCCUC